AUGCCGGAGAAUCGUAGAAUCAAUAACUUGAGCCGCGCUGCAAGUUUUUCUGAGGUCUCAUCAAAAGGAGAGGAAAGAGAAGAUAACAAAGGCUUUAUUAUAAAGUCGAGAACUUCAAAGCCUGAAAAGCUAACUAGACAAAUAAAUAAUGUACCGAAUAUAUAUAAUGAUGGUGUGUCUGAGUUGCAUUCAUUAAGAAUGAAGCAAAUUGAUACAGCUCAGAGAUUAAAGGAAACUUUGCGUAGGAAUGUAGACUUAAUGACAGAACUUCAAAAAGCCAGAAGUGUAAUUCGAUCUUUAGAAAAAAGAAUUACUCACCUGGAAGAUUCACAAGGAUCACAUGAUGAUGAGAAAGAAGUUUUGAAGGUUUGUUCUUACUGUCCGAAACAGCAAGAAGAAAUACAGAAACUUAGAUUGCAUAUCACUGAACUGAAAGAUUCAUUUCAAAGAAGGUGGGAAGAUACGCAGAUGGAGCUUUCUCAAGCUAGACAAUCCUUAGUAGAUGUUUCAAACAGGCUUGUUGAAUGUUUAAAUGGCCAAAAUACUUCAACUGUGAAAAUUCAAGGAAAUAAUACUCAGCAUUUACCAAAUGUUGGGCACACCAAUUAUAAUGAUUCUCAACUAAAUUCCACUAGAGACAUACAAUUAAUAUCGACAGGAGGUAAUUCUAUUAAUCCUCCAGGUUAUGGGUCUUUUCCUUCUAGUAAUAAUUCUAACAAUUAUUAUGAACCAUCUAAGCAACACAAUAAUUUAAUGUAUACUACUCAAGUAAAUAAUUCAAUAAGCGCUAAUGAAAGUUUAAAUAAUCUAGAAUCUUUAUCUAGUACACAGCCACUCAUGUUUCCAUUUCCAGGAUAUGAUAUAACCUCAGGAGAAUAUGCAACUUAUGCAAGAUCUCACCAGCAAAGCAUGGUAGAUCUGAAGGACUUGCUAUCAAGAAGUGAUGAGAAUAAUAAUAAUAAUAAUAAUAAUAAUAAUAAUAAUAAUAAUAAUAAUAUGUAUUAUUCUAGUAAUAAUAUAUAUGGAUUUGGAAAUGGAGAUAUAGAAACUGAACCGAAGAAUUUUCAGAAUAAUAAAGGAAAGGAUACUAGACAGAUUGUUGGAUUUGAGUCAAAUAUUCAUAGAAAUGAACUAAUGAGAAACAAAUUUGAUUACAAAUACGGAAACUCUAGCAUUAGUAGAGAUAAUAUAAUAAAUAAUAAUGAAUUUAACAAUGCUUCUAAUUUGAGAGUAAAGAGCGAUUUAAGGAUACCAAGAUCACCUUCAAUUAAAACUAAUAGCUUACCUACAUCUGGAAAUAGAUCACCAAUGGGAUCAGUACAACCAUCAUCGCUACUCUAUUCUAAUAUCAUAAACAAUCGCCCUCAGUCUGAAAAUAAUGUGAAAUAUACAAUUGGUAGAGUAAAUAAUUUAGAAAAUAUCCCUUUAUAUCAUAGCCCCAAGACAUAUCAAAAUUAUCCUCUUUCAGUUCAUCAGAAUCAACCUCACCAUCUCCAAUCCCAGAAAAUUCAAUCAUAUCCAACAUCAUCAUAUAAUACACCAUCUUUAGAUUCCCUUACGAUUAUUCCAAACCAGGCUAAUAUGAUUAACCAAAAGUCUUAUCCAUUAGGAUUUAUGUCUGAAAAUAGUCAUAUAAUAAAUUCAGCUAGUAUCAACUCCAAUUUUGCCACUUCAGUUCUUCACUCUUCUCCAGCUUUAUUUCCAAGAUAUUAUCCAGAAAAUGGGAAUUCAAUAAGUAUUCCAGGUUCUGAGGAUGGAUAUACUUCAAAACCACCUCCAAUUGGAAUCUCUAGUACAUCAAGCAUGGUUAAUUGGAUGAAUACAGGAAAUACAGCGAAUAUAAUCCACUCAAGUAAUUGUGAACUUAAAUUGAAUUCUUUAAAUUCUCCUAACCAAACUAAUGCUGUACAAGAUAUAACGAACUACAAUGAAUUAUGUGAGCCUCCUGCAUCUUAUAAUUUAGGGACUCCUGAAUAUAAAACAUCUUCUGCAGUAUCCCCAGUUUCAACAGAACAAGUUGGGGUGGAUAUUGAGCAUGAUACGUAUGGAAAUAUUAGGAAGACUUUAGAAGAACUAAAAAAGACUCAAGAUCAAAGAGUAAAGCAACUUAAGGAUGAUCGUGAGAAAUUAUUAAGAGCUGUUUUGAAUGAUUUACAAGACAUGAAGGAUUUUCAGAAUAAUCUAUCUACAAUACAGAGCCAACAAGAUAAAUCCCAACAAAAUCCUCCAAAGAAAUUGUACCCAGUAAACCAACUUGAUAACUGA
Messenger RNA from Cryptosporidium muris RN66, 2265 nucleotides. RefSeq lists its product as uncharacterized. Lineage: Eukaryota; Apicomplexa; Conoidasida; Eucoccidiorida; Cryptosporidiidae. The transcript has a single exon. Bases 1 to 2265 code for a protein of 754 amino acids. The record is from RefSeq and is a predicted model, not a curated record.